GAAUUCUCUCCGGUCCCGCUUUAUUUCGGUUGUUCGUAAUCUUACUCAAUUUUACGAUUUCAACCACAACCACAUCCACAUCCACAUCCCACCAUCCGUUCAAUCUACCACACAACGUUAGAACAAACCUUCCUCCUCCUCCACCCCACGAAAAUACAUUGCCCUUGAUUGUGCAAAGUAUCAUACAUUCCUUUAAUAAUAAACCCCGUCCUUUGCGACCUCGAUUUGCUGUCGUGAUUCACCUCGCGACUCCAUCUCACUUGAACCUGGGUCCUUGUCGCAUCUUCGCAGCAACAACAAGACCUUCGGAAACAAGAGCUUGCUAUUCACACCCUGAUAACAAACAUCAGCCAGUGAUUGCUCGGACUUCGACUCUCGAUCAUCAUUUGGAUCUUCCAGUCACUCACAAAGUCAUCUUCGUCGAGCAGCAACUGUAGGGGAGACAUUGAGUUGUUUAUCUCCCACAAACGGUACGGCUUUUAUUUACGUCGGCGAUUAUAAACACACCUUUAUAGCCACAUCCCUCUAUCCCCAAUCUCUUCUACUGCCCUGCCUCACCGGCGGCUACUUUCGAGUUACGCUUUCACAUCAAGAUACGCUGUCUCGAACGUCUGCUGUACCCGUGAACCUUCACGAUCCUUGGCAGAAAAGACAUUCACUCUUAUCGCUUGCCGAUUGCGAUCUAACAUUUUACAUACAAAUAGAUCUGCUCACUAUCCACAAACACUUCUUUGAAUAAACAAACAUCGAAGCCAAUAUGGAUUCCAUUCAGACACAUCCUUCUAGUGCCGUUGACGCUAAAAACUUCAUCGCGCCCGGCUCACUGUCUUUCCCCGGCGGUGCUGCCGAUAUCACCCCGCCAUCUACUAACGAGGCUGUCGCUGGAAAGCAGCAGGUCACACCUGCGGCUCCCGUCGCUGCCUCACCACCUGCGACCCCAGCUGCCACCCCCGCUGCUACCCAAGGUGUCAGUGGAAUUGUUCCCACGCUACAAAACAUCGUUGCCACAGUCAACUUGGACUGCCGUCUUGACUUGAAGACCAUCGCACUACAUGCAAGAAACGCGGAAUACAAUCCAAAGCGUUUCGCUGCGGUUAUCAUGCGUAUUCGCGAUCCCAAGACUACUGCCCUGAUCUUUGCCUCGGGCAAGAUGGUUGUCACUGGUGCAAAGUCAGAAGACGAUUCGAAAUUGGCGUCCCGUAAAUACGCUCGUAUCAUCCAAAAGCUUGGUUUCAACGCAAAGUUCACCGAUUUCAAGAUCCAGAACAUCGUUGGUUCCUGCGAUAUCAAGUUCCCCAUUCGCUUGGAAGGACUUGCUUCGCGCCAUAUGAAUUUCAGCUCUUACGAGCCUGAAUUAUUCCCUGGUCUCAUCUACAGAAUGAUGAAGCCUAAGAUCGUUCUUUUGAUCUUCGUCAGUGGCAAGAUUGUCUUGACGGGAGCAAAAGUUCGUGAGGAAAUUUACCAAGCUUUCGAGAUGAUCUAUCCCGUGCUUCAAGAUUUCAAGAAGGUCUGAUUCAGUUCAGAUGUACCACCACUUUUUUACAUUGUACAACAUUAUUUCACGAUCUUACGAACAUUAACAUGCAUGGUAGGCGUAUCACAGGGGGGAAAAGAGUCAAAGAAGGGACUCAUAUAUUUGUGCUUUUCAGCAUGUUUGCGCGUGACUAGUCCUGAUAGACUGCGAAACAUCGUCUUUGACGGAUGGCAUUGGUGCGCAGGUCCUGCGAUGCCGUCAUUAAUUGCUACUUCUCUUCUGAUAAAGCAAGUAUUCAAAAUUGCCUUGGUUGGUACAUUUUACAUCAAAUAAUAAAGAAAACA
This is a messenger RNA of Botrytis cinerea B05.10, 1818 nucleotides long. It is a transcript of the gene Bcspt15, whose product is annotated as Bcspt15. The record is from RefSeq and is a predicted model, not a curated record. Gene Ontology annotation, biological process: DNA-templated transcription initiation. Gene Ontology annotation, molecular function: DNA binding; RNA polymerase II general transcription initiation factor activity. Lineage: Eukaryota; Fungi; Ascomycota; Leotiomycetes; Helotiales; Sclerotiniaceae. The coding region runs from base 758 to 1513 and encodes 251 amino acids. The transcript is spliced from 4 exons.